Messenger RNA from Effrenium voratum, 156 nucleotides. NCBI's taxonomy places the organism in Eukaryota, Dinophyceae, Suessiales, Symbiodiniaceae. The record is from the annotation of a GenBank genome assembly.
GUCAGUGCCCACCUGUCCGAGUCCAUCACGCGGGUUGUGCUGCAGCGGGAGCUAUCCCGCUGCGAUGCCUUCCUGGCGUUUGGGACGAAGGACUAUGGUGAGGACACUGGCAACCCAGCUUCCACCUACAAGGAGCUUGAGUGGUGGGAGCUCUGA